AUGAAAAAUACUGCCAGAGUAUUUCGUCACGCAAUUGAUUUAGUCAAAUUAGUUCCACAUGGAAUUCUCACAGAUAAUGGAACAGAAUUCAUUGGAAAAGAUUUUGAAGCGGUUUGCCAAGAAUUCAAUAUAAAAUAUUUCAAAACUCAUCCGUACUCUCCAGAGGAAAAUGGAAAAAUUGAAAGGAGUUGGGAGACUCUUUUCAAGACAAACCCCGGAGUGAACGUCUUUGAGUUCAUACUCAAAUCAUACAAAGUUUUGUCGAAUAGUUUGAUAUAA
Molecule: messenger RNA, 279 nt
Organism: Trichomonas vaginalis G3
Lineage: Eukaryota; Parabasalia; Trichomonadida; Trichomonadidae
Product: K02A2.6-like family
Exons: 1
Coding region: 1-279 (92 amino acids)
Biological process (GO): DNA integration
Molecular function (GO): nucleic acid binding
Source: RefSeq, a predicted model, not a curated record